Messenger RNA from Nymphalis io (European peacock), 521 nucleotides. RefSeq lists its product as uncharacterized. Bases 1 to 471 code for a protein of 156 amino acids. The transcript has 4 exons. The record is from RefSeq and is a predicted model, not a curated record. NCBI's taxonomy places the organism in Eukaryota, Metazoa, Arthropoda, Insecta, Lepidoptera, Nymphalidae.
AUGGUGCAGCGCCCUCCAUUAGCUGCGGUGGGAGUCAAUGCAAUAGACUGCGCCGACAUACGCGCAGUAUCCGGGUGCAGGGCGUCGAGUGACCGUUAUUACCGAGACACGAUCAUUGCGGAUAUCACAGGGAAGUCGCGCAGUGCAAAGCAGAGCGAAGAUCGUCAGCGGGAGCAGCAGCCGUGCAGUGGGCACGGCAGGCGACGUACGACUAACGAACACGAAUUGAAAUUUUGUGGUACUGACGCCCCUUCCACCACGCGGGGAUCUUUGCCACAUAACGUUUGGUCUGGCUUUGCCACUGCGACUGACUGCGACUUACAUUUAGAAUAUCAAAAGACAACUGCAGUGACCGUGACAGUCGCUAAUUGGCGUGGUCUCUCCUGCCGCCAAUUGACGCGAACGGACGUAACCGCAAGCGGUGGCAGCUAUAUCCGCGACCGCGAGACGUAUUCGGUGAUUGAAGAUUAAAACUUUAUCGGAAGUUUAUAACUGCCUACAAUUUCCCUGGAAUUUGUAAU